AUGAGAAGUUUAUUUAAGGAUAAGAUGAAGACUUAUAAUUCUUCAUGAUUCAAAGGAAGAGGUAUUGAUGAUGUAAAAGAUUUUAUUAACAAACACAAGCUAGUCUCAUACAAAUAUCCAGAUAUCAAGCACGAGCUUUCACCACCCGAUCUCAAAGUGAUUUUGCAAUUGCCAUGCCCUACUACCGCUGGAUUUCUUAACUCCAAAGCUAUCAGAAUGGCGAAAAUGUUUAGAAAUCAAUUAGAUAUUGAUGAAUCUACCGUAUGCCAAAAAUGCCCAAAAAAAGAGGAAUGCAAAAAUGCAUUUAUUGUUUCUCGGCAAACUCCAACCCUAUCAGAAUAUUUGAAAUUUUUCCAUCACUUUUUGCUUGAUCCACCAAAAGGAGAAAAUGAACUAACAAGUGCGGUCGUUUUGAUUGAUAAAACUACAAACCUUUUAAAAAGGAUUACUGAUGGAAAAUAUGUAAUUGAGAAGCCAUUAAAAGUUUUAGGAGAUAUUGAGGGACCUAUUGCAGCUGAAAAAAUAGAAGAGGCUCCUAAAAUUAAGAGUAAAUUCAUUUGGAAGCCAAAAGGGGAUAGCGCUAAAAAGAAAGAAGAGGAUGGUAUUUUUUAUUUAGAAAUAAAAUUGGAUGAAAGCACUAGGAUGAAACAAAUAGAAAGAAUCAUUAGAGAAACUAUGGCAGAAGAGAAAAAAGGGCCGCCAAGAGAGCAGCCAAAAGAACAGCAUACAAAGAGUCAAAGUGAAAGUAGAGGUAGAAAAUUUAGGCGAUAA
This is a messenger RNA of Blepharisma stoltei, 771 nucleotides long. Lineage: Eukaryota; Ciliophora; Heterotrichea; Heterotrichida; Blepharismidae. The record is from the annotation of a GenBank genome assembly.